Messenger RNA from Maudiozyma barnettii, 489 nucleotides. It is a transcript of the gene VPS51, whose product is annotated as Vps51p. The transcript has a single exon. Lineage: Eukaryota; Fungi; Ascomycota; Saccharomycetes; Saccharomycetales; Saccharomycetaceae. The record is from RefSeq and is a predicted model, not a curated record. The coding region runs from base 1 to 489 and encodes 162 amino acids.
AUGGCAGAACAAAUUAGCCAUAAACGGUCAUUGGGCGUUAAGAGACUAGAUGAAGAUAAGAAACGUCUUUUAAAAGAAUAUUAUAAGUUAUCGGAUGAAACUGAUACAACAAUAGACAAUUUGAAUGAGAACAAUGACGAGACCACCAUACGUUCAUCUUCAAAUGAAGAGGAUGUUGUUGUAGCUGCCUCUGAUACCGAAACUUUCGAAAAUAAUGAAGCAUCGACAGAAUCGACAGAAGCUGACCCAGAUAGACACAUCAAUGAAAUGACAUUACAACAAAUUCUCCAAAUACAUAAUCGAUUAGUUGGCCAAGAGAUUGAAAUGAGUAACUCUAUUAAAAACACGAUCUAUGACAAUUACUAUGACCUAGUGAAAGUGAACACUUUAUUGCAAGAUAUAGUCCAACGUGAUCACGCAACAAUUACCGGGAACGAUAACCGAAUGGCAACCCUGUUAGGGCAACUGCGAACCCUAUCUGAACCCUAG